Ochlerotatus camptorhynchus is the source of this 795-nucleotide messenger RNA. RefSeq names its product NADH dehydrogenase [ubiquinone] 1 beta subcomplex subunit NP15.6 (gene NP15.6). The coding region runs from base 89 to 559 and encodes 156 amino acids. The record is from RefSeq and is a predicted model, not a curated record. The transcript has a single exon. Lineage: Eukaryota; Metazoa; Arthropoda; Insecta; Diptera; Culicidae.
UGCUGUCAAAUAUAGGAAGAAAAAAAAUAAUCGCUUAUUUUCCGUCGGUUCCGCAAGUUUCGUACGAAAAAUCCUCGUUUUGUCGAAAAUGUCCGGCCUGAUCCGGUUGAACAGCAGCGCCCUGUUGGUGCGUAAUCUGAUCCAACAUUCGGCCCGCAACGCCCGGCUCAUUUCCUCAUCCCAAAAGAAUCGCGAUGCGGCCACCGUGGACCUGAGCAAGAAGGCUGCAGCGAAACCCGCCGAACCUGCCGCCGCCGCUGCUGCCACCAACAAGAAUUGGGUAAGCUAUGGAUUCGAUUACAAAACUGAAAAGGAAGAUCAGAAUUCGAUGCACUCGACGUUCCUGUUCACCGUUACCUUCUGCCUGGUGCUGGGAACGUUCUACUGGGCAUACCUGCCGGACCCACAGCUGCAGGACUGGGCCCAGCGGGAGGCAUAUCUGGAGUUGAGACGUCGCGAAGCUGCCGGAUUGGAACCCAUCAGCAAGGAUUUCGUCGAUCCUUCCCAGAUCGUCCUGCCGUCCGACGAGGAGCUGGGCAAAACCGCGAUCAUUAUCUAAGAGGCGCAAAUGUGGUUGAGAGUGCGGAUUUUUAUUUUUCUUCUGCCCGUUUUGCCGUCGACCGAGGAUUACAUAACUAAUGCCCGCAAGCAGCAGGGUAACCAAAACAUCAUCAGUGCUUGUAUAUACUAAGUUCAAUAGAAUAUAUUGCGGCAACGUAACGACGCCUGCGAGUGCGACAUACUGGCCGAAGGUAGCAGAGCGAUUAAUGAUUGGUUCAAUAAAAAAAAAUGAUU